AUGUCUCUGUGGCUGCCCUCCAUCUGUGGCACAUGGAAACUGGGGCAGAGGGACUCCAGCCGCUGUUCUCCCCAGCUCCCCCGGCAGGACUUCGAGGCCCUCUUGGCAGGGUGCCUGAGGGACCACUGCCUCUUUGAGGACCGCAGCUUUCCUGCCACCCUGAGUUCUGUGGGUAGCGGGCCCCUGCUGCAGAAGCUGCCACCUGGCCUGCAGUGGAAGAGACCCCCGGAGCUGCACAGCAACCCUCAGUUCUAUUCUUCGAAGGCCAAAAGACUGGAUCUGUGCCAGGGUGUGGUAGGAGACUGCUGGUUCCUGGCCGGUCUGCAAGCUCUGACUCUGCACGAGGACAUUCUGAGCCGGGUUGUUCCCCUGAAUCAGAGUUUCACUGAGAAUUAUGCUGGCAUCUUCCGGUUCUGGUUCUGGCACUUUGGGAACUGGGUCCCGGUGGUGAUAGAUGACCGACUGCCCGUGAAUGAGGCUGGCCAGCUGGUCUUUGUCUCUUCCACCUACAAGAACUUGUUCUGGGGAGCUCUUCUGGAAAAGGCCUAUGCCAAGCUCUGUGGUUCCUAUGAAGACUUGCAGAAUGGACUGGUGUCUGAAGCCCUUGUGGACUUCACUGGAGGAGUGACAAUGACCAUUAACUUGGCAGAAGCCCCUGACAACCUCUGGGACAUCAUAGAGCAAGCCACCUACAGCAGAACCCUCAUUUGCUGCCAGACGCACGUAGGGGAGCAGGUGCUAGAGAAUGGGCUGGUGGACGGCCAUGCCUACACUCUCACAGGACUCCGGAAGGUGACCUGCAAAUAUAGACCUGAAUAUCUUGUUAAACUACGGAACCCCUGGGGGAAGGUGGAAUGGAAAGGAGACUGGAGUGACAGUUCAAGAACAUGGGAGCUACUGAGCCCUAAGGAAAAGAUUCUGCUUCUGAGGAAAGAUGAUGAUGGAGAAUUCUGGAUGAAGCUGCAGGACUUUAAAGCACAUUUCACGCUCCUGGUCAUCUGUAAACUGACCCCAGGACUGUUGAGUCAGGAGAUGGGCAGGAAGUGGACAUACACCGUGCGGGAGGGGAGAUGGGAGAAGGGGCGCACAGCUGGUGGCCGGAAGAAGGUGCAGGGAGGCACAUUUUGGAAGAACCCUCAGUUCCUGCUCUCUGUCUGGAGGCCUGAGGAGGGCAGGAGGUCUCUGAGGCCCUGCAACGUGCUGGUGUCCCUACUGCAGAAGCCCAGGCACAGACACCGCAACAGGAAGCCCCACCUCGCCAUUGGCUUCUACCUCUUCUGGAUGAGUAAGACCUACGAUGACCAGAAGAGACUGCCCCCUGCGUUUUUCCAGAGAAGUGCUCCCCUCAGCCAGCCUAAGACAUUCGUCAUGGAGAAAGAAGUGAGUCAGGAACUGUGGCUGGACGCAGGGACAUAUCUCAUCGUGCCCUGCACGUCGGAGGCCCACCAGGAGUCGGAGUUUGUCCUCAGGAUUUUCUCCAGAAAACACAUCUUUUAUGAAAUUGGCAGUAAUUCCAGUGUUGUCUUCUCUAAGGAGAUAGAAGAACAAAAUGAAGGGCAGAAUGAAUUUUUCACCAAACUCUUUCAAAAGUAUCCAGAGAUCAAUGCAGUUCAACUGCAGAAUAUCCUGAACCACAUGACCUGGUCAGGUCUGGGGAGCACACAGCCCCUCUUCAGCCUUGAAGCCUGCCAGGGGAUCCUGGCCCUCCUGGACCUUAAUGCAUCGGGCACUGUGAGCCUCCAGGAAUUCAGGGACCUGUGGAAGCAACUAAUGCUCUACCAGGAGGUUUUCCACAAACAAGAUAAAAAUGGGUCAGGCUACCUGAACUGGGCGCAACUGCGGGCCGCCAUGAAGGAGGCAGGGAUCGUGCUCAGCGAUGACGUCUGCCAGCUGAUGUUGAUCCGCUAUGGUGGCCCGAGUCUGCAUAUGGACUUUGUCAGCUUUGUUCACUUGAUGCUGCGUGCGGAGAACAUGGAGGAGGUUUUCCAAAACUUAACCCAAGAUGGCAAAGGAAUAUACCUGCAGAAGCCGGAGUGGCUAAUGCUGAUACUGUACUCCUGA
This is a messenger RNA of Otolemur garnettii (small-eared galago), 2061 nucleotides long. It is a transcript of the gene CAPN14, whose product is annotated as calpain 14. Lineage: Eukaryota; Metazoa; Chordata; Mammalia; Primates; Galagidae. The transcript is spliced from 21 exons. Gene Ontology annotation, cellular component: cytoplasm. Bases 1 to 2061 code for a protein of 686 amino acids. Gene Ontology annotation, biological process: proteolysis. Gene Ontology annotation, molecular function: calcium-dependent cysteine-type endopeptidase activity; calcium ion binding. The record is from RefSeq and is a predicted model, not a curated record.